AUGGGAGAGAAACCCGGGACCAGGGUCUUCAAGAAGUCAAGCCCUAACUGCAAGCUCACUGUGUACUUGGGCAAGCGGGACUUUGUAGACCACCUGGAUAAAGUGGACCCUGUAGAUGGUGUAGUGCUGGUGGACCCUGACUACCUGAAGGACAGAAAAGUAUUUGUGACCCUGACCUGUGCCUUCCGCUAUGGCCGUGAAGAUUUGGAUGUGCUGGGCUUGUCCUUCCGCAAAGAUCUGUUCAUCGCCACCUACCAGGCCUUCCCCCCAGUGCCCAACCCACCCAGGCCUCCCACCCGCCUGCAGGACCGGCUGCUGAGGAAGCUGGGCCAGCAUGCACAUCCCUUUUUUUUCACAAUACCCCAGAAUCUGCCCUGCUCUGUCACGCUGCAGCCAGGCCCAGAGGACACCGGGAAGGCCUGUGGUGUAGACUUUGAGAUUCGAGCCUUCUGUGCCAAAUCACUAGAAGAGAAAAGCCACAAAAGGAACUCUGUGCGGCUCGUGAUCCGAAAGGUACAAUUUGCCCCCGAGAAACCUGGCCCCCAACCUUCAGCUGAAACCACACGCCACUUCCUCAUGUCUGACCGGUCUUUGCACCUUGAAGCAUCCCUGGACAAGGAGCUGUACUACCAUGGGGAGCCCCUCAACGUCAAUGUCCACGUCACCAACAACUCCACCAAGACCGUCAAGAAGAUCAAAGUCUCUGUGAGACAGUAUGCUGACAUCUGCCUCUUCAGCACUGCCCAGUACAAGUGUCCGGUGGCUCAGAUUGAACAAGAUGACCAGAGUAAAAGAGGGUGCCAAUAAGGAGGUGCUGGGAAUCCUGGUGUCCUAUAGAGUCAAGGUGAAGCUGGUGGUCUCUCGAGGCGGGGAUGUCUCGGUGGAGCUGCCUUUUGUCCUUAUGCACCCCAAGCCCCAUGACCACAUUAUCACCCUCCCUAGACCCCAGUCAGCUGCUCCCGAAACAGAUGUCCCUGUGGAUACCAACCUCAUUGA
Messenger RNA from Elephantulus edwardii (Cape elephant shrew), 996 nucleotides. It is a transcript of the gene ARRB2, whose product is annotated as arrestin, beta 2. Gene Ontology annotation, cellular component: cytoplasm. Gene Ontology annotation, biological process: positive regulation of ERK1 and ERK2 cascade; signal transduction; G protein-coupled receptor internalization. The record is from RefSeq and is a predicted model, not a curated record. Gene Ontology annotation, molecular function: angiotensin receptor binding. The transcript is spliced from 14 exons. NCBI's taxonomy places the organism in Eukaryota, Metazoa, Chordata, Mammalia, Macroscelidea, Macroscelididae.